UCCCCCGCGAUGGCGGCCCCCGGCGGGCUGGGCCGCUGCGUGGUCGCCUUCUGGCUGGCGCUGGCCUUUGACGCGCUGGGCCUGGCCGUGCUGCUGGCCGGGGUGUUCGCCGACGUGUUUUUCUCCGACCUGCUCAUCUACGCGGGCGGCAUCGGCAUCUUCCUCAGCCUCAUCUGGUGGGUGUUCUGGUACGCGGGCAACCUGGAGGUGCCGCUGGAAGAGCUGCGGGACGACGUGGGGCUACCGCCGCCCAAGGGUCGCGGAGACAGCCUGCUGCGGGGGCUGGUGCACAGCCUGAGCCUCCGCCUCUCCUCUGCCUUCGCGCCCGCACCGCGCUCCCGCGCCGCCCCCGACAUGGAGCUACAGCGCACCGGGGGCCCGCGGGGCCGCCCCGUCGACUCCGGCAGGGUCUGUUGAAGACACGACUAUUGAAGUUACUGCCUCUGAAAGUGGGGGAAGUGCUGCAGACUGUGGAAAGAGAAUUCCCUACUCAAGGCAAUGGGAUUCCCUCAUUAAGGAAUAAUCUCUGCAACCAUUGUGGACUCUGUAUAAAAUGGACACAUAGAGCCAUAUCUCUGCCAAACACACCUUUUUCAGUGUUGGACUGUAUUUUGUGGGUAUUCUUCACCAUUUCAAAACAUAAAUCAGAUCUCUUAAGAAGUGAGAACUAAAGAAACAAACCAAAUUCACAGAAAAAUACUGCAGCAUGUAAUAUGGAGCUUUAAAAAAAGUUUAAUAACUUGAGAAUGUUUGGAUAAAUGCUCUUGCACAAUGAAAAGCUCUUGCACUGUUUUACCAAGGUCUGCAAGUAAAAUUUACUGUGAAUUUUUAUGAUGCCAGUGCAAUACUUUUGUUUGUAAGGGUGCUUUUAAAAUAUCUAUGUUAAACUAUUGAUGCAAAGUUUCAAACGUAGUAGAAGUUGUUUAUAGUGUAAAUACACAAUUUACAGUGACUUGUAAAUUUUCAUCAUUAUUUUGGAAUAAAUUGAAAUAUGAGAUUUUAUAAGUAGAUGAGUAAAAAUAGUGAUGUUGGCUUCAUAGUUGCAAAUGAUGUAAUAUGAUGACUCUAAGAAGCAUUUUUAGUCCAAUGACAUUGGGAAUUAUUUUCCUAAUGCUUAAGCAUUUGAGGAGAAGAACUGCCAAAUAAAAAUCUCUGUUGUUAACAAAUACUCUGGUGCUUUUAACCAUAUUAGCAAAUUUACAUUUAGAUGUAACUGAGAACUAGCACUUGAUGGGGGGGAAAAAAGAACUGUGUUAAAGUUAUUAUACUUAAAAUUUGUGCGUGGAGAAAUUCCUCAUGAGUUCCUUUUGGUUUUGAACAAACACUUAGGAGUUUGAGCUGACUGUUAGCAAAUAUAGGCAGAUCUUAAAAUUUUAAUGUACAAUUGUUCUUAUGCCACUCCUCGUCAAAUACUAGAGGUGGAUUUAAGUACUAAGAGUACUGUGGCUGUACUUCCUUGUGAAUGUCCUGUUGUAGAUUACUGGAGUCACUUCUUACUAUUCUAUGCAUGUUCUACUUUUGCACAUUUUCCAAAUGCUCUCAGUUUUUCAACAAGGUUAGAGGAACACUAAACUUGAAGGUCUGUAAUGGGAUUAAUUCGUUGCUAACUGUAGUUUUUAGGAGUUGUAUACAAUUGUUUUCUCUUUUAGGGGAACUGCAAUGUGACACCCCUGAGGUGUUACAGUGGUCUGAUCUUUAAAAAAAGCCAAACCACGCAAAACCCCUAAACGAUCUCCAGGUUGUGUUUCAGUGUCAUUUGCAACAUUGGGCUUUUUUCAUUCAAUUUCAUUGCUCUGAACAGAGAUAACUGCUUUUUCUGAUUUCCCAUAGAUUCACUUGUCAACUGAAUUAUGAGAUGUAAUGUUUAAUAACCGGAAUAAUUACUAGCAGCAGUAAAUUAAGCCAGAACUUCUGUGGGCAGCCAUUAACAUACUUAGUCUGGUGACAAAAUUUUCUUCUGGUCUAGUGUUGUAGUAAUAAUUACUGGAGUAAAUCAAGCAGGGUUUUGUAUUCACUGUAGAUUACAAUGUAAUGAAUCUUAAAUUCAGUGUCAAUACUUAACGAUUGUUGUGCAAGAUGGUAGCUAGAAUGUUGUUGGUUGUUGCAACUCUGCUCAAAAAUUGCACUGGAUUCAAAAGCUCACUAUUAGGAACAGGGUGCCUGUUUUAAAAAUUGAAUGAGCCUUUCUGUUUGCAACUGUCAGCCAGUUACCAUUUCAUGCUGUCUGUUUGCCUUCUAAAUAAGGAAGGCUAAUACUGAGUACAAACUGAGAACGGAAUUAUUAGCAGUUUAACAUUAACGAAUGCUGAACACUAUUUUAGUUUCCUGGGAUCCUUAUCAGCCGUAGCUUAAUGCAGCACAAAGUCUGUUCCAAGAACUUUUAUAUUGUUGAUUGGAAAGAGGCACUUGUACAUGCUCAGGACUGUUUGCGGUUGUGUGAACGCCAAGUUUUACAUCUGAAGGUAGAGUCCCUUUAGAGGUAAAGAACAGUCUAAACAAAGGUAAGACUGUAAAGAACCAAACCCUGGUUACAGGAGUAACAGUAUACGGGUUCCUGUAUAUAGCUGGUUAAGCCUUAAAACUUACUCAAAACAGCAUCCUAUAUCCACUAAAGGAAAAAAGCUAAACCAUUAACUUUUAAUUAUGUAGAAGGAUUAAAUGUCUAGGCUCUUUAGAUAUGGACUAUAACCAAAGAAAGUUUUAAUGUGGAGAAAUGAGUCUAAAGUUAUUAACAAAUUCUAUACAAAAAUCCGUUUGAUGUGAUUUCUAGGAGUGAGUGUUGCUGGGAGGUAAUUAUGGCAGUAGCAGCUUGUGAAUAGGCAAAUACGUGCAGCUGGUUGAGGGAGAAGUUCAAAUAGCAUCAUAUGUUGCUGUAACUAGCUUAUGUGAAUUGAAGUAAACAUUACAUAGCCAAUUGAAUUUUUAAAAACCCAUGUUUUUAGCAGGUGGAGCAUUACUGAGGAACUACACAGAAAAUGCAUGGCUCCAUAUUUAUCCAGGUUGCUCUAAAAGAUAUUGAAAGCAUUUAUAUAUGUAAUUCCUUUUGAAUUAUACCAUCUCCGAGCUGCUACAUCCCUUCU
Molecule: messenger RNA, 3080 nt
Organism: Colius striatus (speckled mousebird)
Lineage: Eukaryota; Metazoa; Chordata; Aves; Coliiformes; Coliidae
Product: transmembrane protein 238-like
Exons: 2
Coding region: 10-417 (135 amino acids)
Source: RefSeq, a predicted model, not a curated record